CUCUCUAUGGCGGGUGGCGGGCGCUCUCGCCGCACCCGGCCGCGCUCUGUGGUGCGGCCCCGCCCCGGGGCGGCCAGCGGCCCCGCGGAGCCGCUCGAGAGGAACCGCGGCGACCUGAGGGCCCCGAGAAGCCGCCGAGACCCCGGCUUCAAAGCCCGCUGCUCCUCGGGCAGCGCCGGCUUCGCGCAGCUCCUGCAGCGGUGAACGUGUAAACGCCUUGGAGGCGCCUCUGCGGAGCCCCCGACGAGGAGGAGGAGGCGGGGAAGAGCCGGGAGCGGCUGCACAGCCCCCCUUGGGUUUCUUUCGGCGACCCCAGCCCGUCUGAAACCUCGCUGCGGCUUUUCCCUUACCUCAGCAUUGCAAGGGCCCAGCUCAGGAUGUGGUGCAAGAGGCUGGCGUGUCUGCUCAAGGUGCCGUGCCAACCAAGCGGAAGCGCUGGACAUCGCUCAUCAUGGAUACUCCAUGGCAGCAGGACAGUCCUUGUGGCUGCGGCUCGCUGGCAUCACAAGGCCCCAGAGUCUCUCAGGUGUGCCUGGCAGUUACACGGGGACCAUCUAGAGCUCAGGUACGCCAACACGCUGAUGCGAUUCGAUUUUGUCUGGCUGCGGGACCACUGCCGCUCAGCUUCCUGCUACAAUGCCAAGACGAACCAGCGCAGCUUGGACACAGCAAGCGUGGACCUGGGAAUCAAACCCAAGGCUGUCCGAGUGGAUGAGACCACACUCUUCCUUACUUGGCCGGACGGGCAUGUGACACGUUAUGGGCUGGAGUGGCUGGUGAAGAACAGCUACGAGGGGCAGAAGCAGCAGGUCAUGCACCCACGGAUCCUCUGGAACGCCGAAAUCUACCGCCAAGCCCAGGUUCCAUCCAUUGACUGCCGGAGUUUCCUGGAGACAGACAAGGGACUGAAGGAGUUCCUGCAGAACUUCUUGCUGUAUGGAAUUGCUUUUGUAGAGAAUGUCACUCCCACCAAAGAGGACACGGAAAUCUUGGCAGAAAGGGUCAGCUUAAUCAGGGAGACCAUUUACGGUAGAAUGUGGUACUUUACCUCCGACUUCUCUCGGGGAGACACUGCCUACACCAAGCUGGCUCUGGAUCGUCACACUGACACAACAUACUUCCAGGAGCCCUGCGGCAUCCAAGUGUUUCACUGCCUAAAGCACGAGGGCACAGGUGGGCGGACGCUGCUGGUGGAUGGUUUCUACGCGGCAGAGCAAGUUCUCCAGCAAGCCCCCGACCAAUUCGAGCUGCUGAGCAAGGUGCCCUUGAAGCAUGAGUACGUCGAGAACGUGGGAGACUGUCACAACCACAUGAUCGGAGUCGGGCCAGUCCUCAAUGUCUAUCCCUGGAACAAUGAGCUUUAUCUGAUCAGGUACAAUAACUAUGACCGUGCUGUCAUCAACACUGUGCCUUACGAUGUUGUGCAUCGCUGGUACGCCGCUCACCGCACACUUACCGCAGAGCUUAGGAGACCAGAAAAUGAACUGUGGGUCAAACUGAAGCCGGGCAAGGCACUGUUUGUAGAUAACUGGCGCGUUCUGCACGGACGGGAAGCGUUCACAGGGUACCGCCAGCUCUGUGGCUGCUACCUGACGAGAGAUGACGUGCUGAACACUGCACGCUUACUGGGACUCCAAGCUUAGCACAGUCCCUGCUCUGCAGAGCAGCUGUCCAACCACCAGCACCACCACGAUGAAGAUGUUGCACAUACCUCAGACACCUCCACCCUUUCCAAGCCAUUUCUGGUGCCUGCGCAGGAGAAGGAGCAGGUGGAAGCCAAAGGUUAUGGGAUUUUGAUGGGACCAUAUUCUGCCUUCACGUGUGAUCAGCUCUUGUUGCCUGUGCACCCCGCUGGCCUUGACGCCAGAGACGUCAUCUCAGCUCUGCUGGGAGAGGGUCAAUCGCACCAGGUUCCCAGCACCGACUGAUGUGAAGUGCUCCUCCAGUCAAGUGCCUUCAGGUUCUGAAAUCUUUGCAUUUUUCCCUUUCAGCCUUUCUGUCAGCUGGCAGUUCUGGGUGUUUUUUCAGCAGAGCACAAUGGAAAUCUUUGGGAUCUUGUCUCAUCCAGACUGGACUUUACCUCUUCUAGAGUAAAUGAAAAUCUAUGGUGCCUGUUUGAUGAAAAUGCCACUACUCAAGCCAGCGGCUGUUGGUGUAUCUCUUUCUUAAAUAUGCUGCGUAUCUCUGCCACUGUUACCGAUACUUGAGGGAUGAUAUGGAAAGAGGACCUGGAGUAGUUAGGCUACUUCUGAAAAGAUUUAUGUUAGAAAGAAAGGGGCAAGUAGCAAGAUCUGCCUGUUUGGAAGCAGAAUUGACUGUGUUAGAGGGAUGUAUUUCUCAUGUUUCCUUGGUUUGUAGUAACAUAAUGUAAUUUUU
This is a messenger RNA of Cuculus canorus (common cuckoo), 2376 nucleotides long. RefSeq names its product trimethyllysine hydroxylase, epsilon (gene TMLHE). Gene Ontology annotation, biological process: carnitine biosynthetic process. The transcript has 9 exons. The record is from RefSeq and is a predicted model, not a curated record. Gene Ontology annotation, cellular component: mitochondrion. NCBI's taxonomy places the organism in Eukaryota, Metazoa, Chordata, Aves, Cuculiformes, Cuculidae. The coding region runs from base 378 to 1643 and encodes 421 amino acids. Gene Ontology annotation, molecular function: iron ion binding; trimethyllysine dioxygenase activity.